GUGCAACGGGUCGACCUUUUCCGGGUUUCCGUCGAGCGCCACCCGGACCGCCUCGCUGACAUGGUGGACACAAGGAGAGCCAGCAUCACUCAGCGAACUGCGAGACACGACAGCAAGUUCGACCGAGAGGCUUCCAUCCAUGACCGGAGGCUCCAGGUGUUGAUGGCAGCCUUGCGACUUUGUAACAAGGCACCUGCCCAGGUCCGCUCAAGAAGCAAAAGGAGUGUCUCUUUUGAAUUUUAA
Symbiodinium sp. CCMP2456 is the source of this 243-nucleotide messenger RNA. Lineage: Eukaryota; Dinophyceae; Suessiales; Symbiodiniaceae. The record is from the annotation of a GenBank genome assembly.